Molecule: messenger RNA, 4342 nt
Organism: Haliotis rufescens (red abalone)
Lineage: Eukaryota; Metazoa; Mollusca; Gastropoda; Lepetellida; Haliotidae
Product: ATP-dependent RNA helicase dhx29-like
Exons: 29
Coding region: 121-4275 (1384 amino acids)
Cellular component (GO): intracellular anatomical structure
Molecular function (GO): ATP binding; RNA binding
Source: RefSeq, a predicted model, not a curated record
GUCAGCUCCCAUGGCCAAUGUGAAAUAUUGAGUGGGGAUCACUGUGUGUGUAGUAUCAAUAUGUAAUAAGUAAAGAUAAAUGCAGCGUUAGAUAUAUGACAUUUGAAUGCUGUAUCACAAAUGGGGAAAAAGAAGCAAGCUAAGAGUUUGACGGCAAUUGACAAAUUAGCGAAAAAAGAUGAAAAGGCUAAGAAGACGUAUGCUUUGUCAAAGACAGAAGCUUCCUCAAGUCAUCGACAUGAGAAAGACGAACAGCCAAAGGUUGUGAUCCCGGACCGCCUGGAGCAGGAGAUAAUCGAGAUGAUCCUGGAGCACCAGCAGGACAACAAGGUCCAGGGAGAUGUGUCCAAGAGGCUGUCCACCAAGAAACUCACUGAUCUGUACAACAACCUGUCAGAUGCUGGGUUCUCUCAGAAGCAGAUCGAGGCCGCCAUGAACAAUACGGUGGCACAUGGUGGCGACCUCAUCAGUGCCCUCGACUGGCUGUGUCUCAACACAAGGAACGAUGAACUCCCUGAAGGCUUCUCCCAGACCUUGCUGCGAGAAGAACAGAAACGAAGACCCCAGUUUGAUGCCUCACUUCAGGCCCUACCCACAACUACUGACCCUAGCCCAAGUAGUCAAGCACAGUCCGCAGGAGCAGCCGAGAAACAGGUUGGUAGUUCUGCAGCCCCUGAACAGAAAUCCUCAGUCAAAGAUUGGAUUCUGAACUAUGCUGAGUUUUCAGAUGACUCGGAGGAUGAACAGGAGGAAACUGAAGAUGACCCAAAUGAGCGCUACCUUGCUAUGACAGCCAAGUUGCUGGAUGCCAAGAGUCAGGCAGCCCAGGCUAAACAGGAGGCCAACAAGACGCAGCAGAAAGAGCUGUCCAAGAAGAUCAGGGAUAUAAGACAAGAAAUGGAUUUUCUUGAACUUCAACCUGGAUUUAACCCAGCUGUAAAAAUAAAAGAUAUUGACCAAGAGAAAAUAGGGGCAUCAGGUGCAAACCAAUCAAAAGGUACCAGCACCCUGAAUGACCCAUCAGAUUCCAUGAGGCCAGUGAGUAGCCAAUCAACAGCCCGCAGAUGUGAAAAGAACCAAUCAGCUGAAGGGGACUCUUUUGACUUAUCAGGGUUUGCAGCAAUGGAAGAACAAGCAACAUCUGUUGACAAACCAGUUAAAGUUGCAGCAAAAGAGGUAAAGAUGGAUGUGAGAAACUUUGAGUACACUCGUCAGCAGUGGACAGGGAAGUCUCCCAAACAGUUCCUUAUCGACUGGGUGCGCAAACACCUGCCACGGAGUGACCCACCAAAGUUUGACAAGAAGCAGCACAAACAGAAGUGGAGGAGCACAUGCAAGGUGGAUAGGAAGAAAGAUGAUGGCAUGUUAUCGGUGACGCCUGAGAUUUUGUGUGAAAACAACAUGGAAUCCCAGCAUCUGGCUGCCACGCUGGCACUGUAUCACCUGUGUCCCGGACAGCCAAUCCACCAGUUGUUGCCACCGCCGUACAGAGAUGUGUGGCUGGAGUGGAGAGACGCUGAUAAUGCCGUCAAGCAGGAGGCCAAGGAGAAGGAAAACAAACCACGAGAUCAGUUCAUCGCCAGAUUCCUGAAGAAAGUCCAGAUGGAGGACAAGAAGCUCACACCUGCCAAAGUGAAGGUCAGCGAGAGACAUGAUGAAGAAAUGACAUGGGAAGACCUUGCAGAUGAGGAUGACUGGGGCCCACAUACAAGCAAAAGACCAACAUCUUCUCACGCCUCGAGGCUUGACAGCAGCGCCUUGAUACAGCUGAUGAAGGACAGGCUGUCAUCCCGCGUCUACAAGACUCUGCUGGGCACAAGGCAGAGGUUGCCGGUGUUCCAGCACAGGGAUAAAGUCAUGGAUAGGAUCAACAGAGAGAAUGUGGUAGUGGUUGCUGGAGAAACAGGAAGUGGCAAGAGUACCCAGAUACCUCAGUUUGUCCUAGAAGAUGCAAUACUGUCUGGUGCGGGAUUGCAGUGCAAUGUAGUGUGCACCCAGCCCCGUCGCAUAUCCGCCGUGAGUCUGGCCAAGCGGGUGUCCGAGGAGCUGGGUGAGGGGGGGCCUGGACAGAAACACUCUCUCUGCGGCUAUCAGAUACGCUUCGAGUCCAAGAAAGGGCCCAACACAAAACUCACCUACUGCACUACUGGGGUGUUGCUACGACAACUGCAGCAGGAUCCACUGAUGUCACAUGUCACACAUAUUAUUAUUGAUGAGGUUCAUGAGAGAAGUGUCCAGUCCGAUUUCCUGAUGAUUGUUGUCAAGGAGAUUCUGAGUCAGAGGAGAGAUCUCAAGGUGAUACUGAUGAGUGCGACCUUGGACAGUGAGAAAUUCUCAGCCUACUUCAGCCACUGUCCAGUCAUUAACAUUCCUGGCCGGACGUUCCCAGUGCAGGUCUAUCACAUCGAAGAUGUUAUAGAGACUAUCGGCUACGUGGUGGAUGAGGACUCACCUUACACACUCAAGUCUGGGCAGCUGGUGGAGGAGGAGAGUGCCACGCUGGAGGUGACAGAGAAGGGUGGAGACUCGUCCCAGGUGGACGUCUACUGGACCAAGCAGGACAUCACUAAGAUUGACAUGACUGACCUCCCUGCUGACCAGUACAGUCUGAAGACCAGGAACGCCGUCACGAGGCUGAACAUGAAGAGGAUCAACAUGGACCUCAUCAUGGAGAUCCUGCGUUACCUGGACAAAAAGCAGCCGUUCUGCAGUGUUGAUGGCUCGGUGCUUGUGUUCCUUCCCGGCCUGUCCGACAUCCAGGAACUGUACGAAAACCUGCAGGCAGACAGGCACUUCUCAGACACGACACGGUACCGAGUCCUGGCACUUCACUCAGUGUUGUCCUCCACGGACCAGAACCAGGCCUUCACAGUGCCACCUGCAGGGGUCAGGAAGAUCGUCAUAGCAACAAACAUUGCAGAGACCGGCAUCACCAUACCUGAUGUUGUAUUUGUCGUUGAUGCAGGGAAGGCAAAGGAAAACAGGUACAUCGAGUCGAGUCAGAUGAGCUCCCUGGAGGAAGUUUUCAUCAGUAAAGCCAACGCCAAGCAGCGCCAAGGUCGAGCAGGUCGUGUCCGGGAGGGCUACUGCUUUAGGCUGUAUACGCAACAAAUGUAUGAGAAUUUCCGGCCCUUCACUGUCCCUGAGCUGCUGAGGGUUCCGCUAGAAGAACUUUGCCUUAACAUCAUGAAAUGCAAGUUUGGCAAGCCGGUUGAGUUCCUGAGCCGAGCUAUGGACCCUCCUCAGUCUGUGGUGGUGUCCAGAGCACUGGCCCUCCUACGGGAUGUGGGGGCGUGUGACUUGGAGGGAGGGAGCCUCACCCCCCUGGGCCACCACCUGGCCGCCCUCCCAGUGCAUGUCCGCAUCGGCAAGAUGCUCAUCUUUGCAGCCAUCUUUGGAUGUCUGGAACAAGUGGCAGUUAUUGCAGCAGCAAUGACUGAGAAGUCACCGUUUGUUGUUCCACUUGGCAAACGGGAUCUUGCCGACACAGCUAAAAGGGCUAUGUCCAUUGCCUGCUCCGACCAUCUCACUGUGUACAAAGCAUUUGAAGGUUGGGUUACUGCUCGCAGCCAAGGGAGACAAGCGGAACACUCGUACUGUAGUAAAAACUUCCUGAAGAGGAACACCUUGAUGGACAUAGAGAAUGUGAAGAAUGACCUCGUGAAGCUGGUGACCUCAAUUGGUUUUGAGAACAUCACCAUGUCAAGCGUGCGGAGGUCAAAGGGGAAGAGGCCAGAUGUGCUUGAUAUCAGCAGCAGCACCACCAUCGACCAGGGCCUCACUACGGACACCAUCGCAGUGGUCCGAGCGGUCAUCACUGCCGGGCUGUACCCCAGCGUGGCCCAGAUCAGCUUCACUCCUGCAGUGGACGCUGCAGCCAAUCCAGAGAAAAUUGUUUGCCUUGCUGAAACAUCCCAGGGAAUUGCACAGAUACAUCCGUCCUCCGUCAACAGGUUUCUCCAGGCUAAUGGUUGGCUUGUCUAUCUUGAAAAGGUGAAGCUGUCGCGGGUGUACCUGCGUGACUCCACCCUCACCUCCUCAUACCCACUCAUGUUGUUUGGGGGCGACAUCGACGUGCAGCACACCCAGCAGGCUGUCUCCAUAGAUACGUGGAUACAGUUCAAGGCAAAGGCAAAGACGGGUGUUAUAUUCAAGGAACUUCGAUAUUUACUGGCAGACAUGUUACAGAAGAAACUUGAAGAUCCAGCUCUAGAUCUGAAAGAGGACAUGUUGAUUCCACUAAUCCGGAGACUGAUCACUGCUGAGAAAACUUGAUGUCUGUUUGAAGAUAUUAUUUGCAAUUAUUGUAAAAACAAAUAUGAAUAAAUUAUAUCUUAUUUUC